GAGCGAUCGAAAAGAUCUCUGAUCGCGCUCUUUAUUGCAGCUGUUUCUAAUUCCUCCGAGAAACAUAUGUGCGAUGCAAGUUGCUUCUCACAAAGCCAUCACAAAGGCAUCGGUGCCUUCUAUCUACCACCAUCCGCUCCCGCUUGCCUCUCGCCUCAUUACGGUAUUCGGGUACCAAAAAUGUUCCAAAAGAUUCUUCUUUGCGUCCUGCUUGUUAUUGCCCUUGCCUCCUUCGUUUCGGCUGAUUUCUCGUGCUUCUUCGGUGACUUCAUCUGCAAGAGUGUAACAUGCCGGAAAUGCACAGUGGCGACGUGCCUCAACGGAGAUUGCGUAUGCACCCUUUGCAGUUAG
Messenger RNA from Haemonchus placei, 351 nucleotides. The record is from the annotation of a GenBank genome assembly. Lineage: Eukaryota; Metazoa; Nematoda; Chromadorea; Rhabditida; Trichostrongylidae.